Larimichthys crocea (large yellow croaker) is the source of this 5079-nucleotide messenger RNA. It is a transcript of the gene slitrk6, whose product is annotated as SLIT and NTRK-like family, member 6. The record is from RefSeq and is a predicted model, not a curated record. The transcript is spliced from 3 exons. Lineage: Eukaryota; Metazoa; Chordata; Actinopteri; Sciaenidae. Gene Ontology annotation, molecular function: protein binding. The coding region runs from base 1006 to 3585 and encodes 859 amino acids. Gene Ontology annotation, biological process: axonogenesis; positive regulation of synapse assembly.
UGUAGUCCACCUCUACAGCAUGCAAAUUACGGAGCAACUCCAAUAUAUCGCAGAUUGGUUAACGACACAGUGCGCGCGGCGCGGCGCGAGAGAAGGACGCGCUUUUCGUUCUUUUGAGUGGACUAUAAUAAAAAAAAAAUUUGAAAUUAAUAUCCUCAUUUAAAAAGAGAGAGAGAGGGGAAAAAAAACACUUCGUAGCUCGAACCUGCAACUUAAUCAUAAUUAAUUGUGAGGAGGCUGUGGGAGGAGGAGGAGGAGGAGAGCUGUAUACAGUACUCAUCAUCCCGGGACCGGAGUGAAAGCUCACCGCGAGCCUCCAGGAGCAACGGAAUAAUUAGUCGUGUGUGUGUGUGUGACAGCUUUAUCAGACUCAAGAAAGACUGAGGAGCCGAGGGGACAAGUAUUGGACUGGCUGUCCCUGUGAAGUUUCCUCUUUUUAAAAAACAAAAAAAAAAAGGAGUGCGGUGGACCGGAGAGGAAAAAAAGUCUUGUGGAGGUUAGACACCCCCCCCUCCCGCCUUCAAUGCGUCGCUUCCCCGUGUCUACUGAUGGACUGAGCACGGUGACAUUUGGACCAGCACGUCCGCUGUGUUGUUUUUUUCUUCUCCCCAUCAAUUUUAGCCGCUCUGUAUUUAUCAUCUCAUUUGCUGUCGGACGAUGAGAUGGCUUCACGCACAUGCAUGAGGGGAGAUCUCACAGGGCUUCAGCAGAUCUCUAAUUGAAUUGUGUGAGCUGCAGGAGAUGCACGGCGGAAGACUGGCACCGGACGAGUGUUUCAUCAGCUCGUGCCCGUCACACUCAGUCCCAUGCAACAUUGAUUACCUGAGAAAUGGAUCAGUAGUCUGUUUUUGAAAUACAGGCGAGCUGCGCACACGGCUAAUGCAUUUCCAUAUCUGCCCGCAGCAGCGUUAUCAUGCAGCGAGCGAUAACAUCUGUCAAUAGCCUGUUUCAUUUUGCAUUGUCUUGCGAGCCACCAGGGUCACGGAGGUGAGUGCCUCCGGUACCAUGACCACCACCAGACUCCUGAACAAGCAGAUAUCUCAGACCGAAAUGCUGCCCUGUAUCAUUUUCAUCGCCUUGUUUCUCGCUGUGGCCCGAUCCCAAGAAAUCCAUCCCUCACAGACAUCAUCCUCUAUUAGUGAGUCUUGUGACUCCUUGUGCUCCUGUGAGGUAAAGGAUGGCAUCCUUCAUCUUAACUGCGAGGAGAGAAACAUCAGCAAAAUCUCCCAAAUCAAAGUCCCGUCAGGGGUGCCCUUCCACCUGAACCUUUACAAAAAUGACUUGGUCGAGCUCCGCGCCGAGGAAAUGGAAGGGCUUAAGAGUGCCCUUUCGCUGCACAUUGGGGGUAAUAGCAUACAAGAGCUGGAACCAGGGGUCUUCAGCACUCUUGGCUCACUGAAAAAACUCCACAUAAAUAGCAAUUUCCUCGUAACUCUAAAGGAGGAUACUUUUCAAGGCCUGGUGAAUUUGGAGUUUCUCCAAGCUGACACAAAUUUCAUUCGGGUCAUCGAGCCGGGGGCCUUCAACAAACUGAUCCGCCUCAAGGUCCUCAUCCUCAAUGAUAAUUCCAUCGAGUUUUUACCCAACAACAUUUUCCGGUUCGUGCCCCUGACCCACCUGGACUUGCGUGGCAACAAACUCCAGACGCUGCCUUACGUUGGGUUUUUGGAGCACAUAGGGCGAAUAAUGGAACUUCUUCUGGAAGACAACGACUGGAUCUGUGACUGUGAUAUUUUACAUUUAAAGAUCUGGAUGGAGAACAUGAGGGCACAGUCGGCAAUCGGGGAUGUGGUCUGCACCACACCGCAUCACCUUAAAGGGACUAUUCUAGCUAAAGUCAAGCGGGAUGUUCUGUGCCCGUCCCACGCAGAUAUUAACCUGGAGGAGCCAUCAAAGUCGCUGGAUAUGGUUGUUACUCCCUCAUCCAAAGUGUCUCAGAUUCCUAAGUUGGUCAACGCCAAAGAUGACGCCAAGGUACCGACACCAUCUCAGAUUCCCUUCAGUUCUUGUGUGGAGCACUGUUCUUGUCACAAUCACCCUGUGGCUGGCUUUUUGAUGCAUUGUCAGGACAGAGGAAUUCAAAAGGUGUCAGAUAUCGGAAUACUUCAGCAAAGCCCCACUAAACUGGUCAUGACGGGAAAUAUGAUUCAGAAACUCUUGAAGUAUGAUUUUGUCACGUACGAUACUUUAGAAUUGCUCAACUUGGCGAACAACCGAAUCGAUUACAUCGAUAAUGAAACUUUCCUCAGCUUGAGCAGUUUGAAAAAACUUUACCUGAACGGCAACAGAAUUGAGAAACUCUUCUCCACAAUGUUCGUUGGACUCCACAACCUUGAAUACCUGUAUCUGGAAUACAACCUCAUCAAAGAGAUUGCCCCAGGCACAUUUAAUCCCCUGCCAAACCUGAAGCUGUUGUCAUUAAAUAACAACCUGCUCAGCUCCCUCCCAGCGCAGAUAUUCCGCAACGUGCCCCUCACCAAAUUGAACCUGAGGAAAAAUCUACUUAUGCACCUGCCAGUGAGCAACGUGCUUGAUCAACUUGACUCACUGGAGCAGAUUUAUUUAGAGGACAACCCCUGGGACUGCAGCUGUGACUUGCUCAGUCUCAAACAAUGGGUGGAGAAGCUCAGAAAGGACACAGUGGUGGGCUCCAUUUUGUGUCAUACCCCGAACAAAGUGAUGAGCGCUGAGUUAAGGAGCCUCCGGCAUGAGAUGCUGUGCUCCGGUCUUGGGACCUACUACCCCAUGUCCCCAGGUGGGGAAGAGAGCGUGACUGCUACGCUGGGGCCCGACCAAGGCGACAAGGGUUUGUUCAGCUCGCUCACGGACACCGUCCCCCUCUCUGUGCUCAUCUUAAGCCUUCUUAUGUUUGUGCUCAUGAUCAUAUUCUGCUCAGCCGGUUUGGUGGUGUUUGUGGUGCACCGGCGGCGGCGAAAGGCAAAGAAAAAAGCAGCGGAGGAGCAGCCGAGAGAAAACACCAGCAGCAGUCCCAUUCACUUACAUUACAGCAUGUAUGGGCAGAAAACCACACACCACACUCUGACACAAAGAACGGGGUCCUCCACCCUGUACGAGGAGAGAUCACACAGCCCCAUCGUGCAGAUCUGUCGCAACCCCACCUACUGCUCCCAGCACAAGGAGCACGACGAUUUGGAUUACAGCCUCGACGAGCCCGGCACCAAGCAUCACCUCUGCCGGAGUAUCAUGGAGAAGGAGAACACAUCGCCGCUCACGGGCAACCCCAGCUUAAAGUUCAGACCCAUGACCGGAGAGUGCCCCACAGAGUUUGUCACACUCGGAAACCCCAACUCCUUGUACAGGAAUAUUCUGGAGAGGGAGAAGGAGCUGCAGCAGCUCGGAAUAACAGAGUACCUUAGGAAAAACAUGCCCCAGCUUCAGCCUGCUGUAGACAUGCAGGUCCCUGGGCACCAGGAGGAGUUAAAGCUUAUGGAGACAAUUAUGUACUCACGACCACGCAAGGUCAUGCUUGAGCAAACUAAGAAUGAGUACUUUGAACUUAAGGCUAACUUGCAUACUGAGCCGGACUACUUGGAGGUUCUGGAGCAUCAAACUGCAUUUAACUGAGCUGAAACAGAAAAAAAAACAACAACAACAACUAUAUAGUAUAUUAUGUUUUAAACCAAGUGCCUUGUCCUGUUUGCCCUCUUGUACUUUCCACAGUGUGAAAUAUAUAUCAUGGGCACAUCACUUUAAGUUUAAUUGUAGCACAGAAUGUAACUGGUUUAUUUUUUGUUACCUUUUUAUCUGUUGACAGCCAUGUUAUGUAGCUGGUGAAAGGUGUAGUAUAUUUGGCCAAAUGUAACUUAAAGGAAGGUAUCGCAGGUUUGAAAAAAACAUGUUUUGAAAUCCACUCAAUCAGCUUUUUUUAUGAUUGAUUAAAUUUCCACGGCGCGCCCGCCGCCAAAUGAAUUGAUCGGCACAGCGCACCCAUCUCGCUCCACCCCCACGUCUGACACCCUGAUAGGAUAAAGCAGAUGUUUGGAGGAAGUGAGUGAAUUUCAAUCACCACUUGACCCAGAAUUUCUGUUUAAUCAGUCUAUCCUGACUCUGGGUAUGACCUGAUUACACCCUCUGUCAACAUAAGCCAGCUGGAAUGCAGUAACCAGAAUGCUCAUCGUGCCGUAGAGUUAGCAAAAUGCCAACUGUACAUUGAAAAGCAGUAAUAGGGAGUGUGGUUCCACUGCUAUUUUUCUGUCGUGUCCUUUGAUCGAUCCAGAACACUGCACAGCUGCAGUCAUAGGACCUUUUAUUUAUUUUUAUACAAACUGCUGAUAUUCACAGAAAAGGAUGUUUUCUUCUUCUCUCAAUCAGAAAGUACAGCACUUAGAGUACAGUAUAUUAUUACACAACUGUAAUCUUGUAUAAAUGCAUUGCACUAAUCAAAUGCCAUAAGAUGGUGCAUGACAAUCAACAGAGUCCUGCUGAAACUUUUUGUUUGUUCCUUUUUAUUUUUGUUGUUUGUUUUUUUUUUCUGCCAGGAAAAAAAUGAGCCACAAAUGCGUAUGAUCCUUCAUGAGUGUGUGUGUGUGUGUGUGUGUGUGUGUGUGUGUUUGUGCAAGCGCGUGCGAGAUUGUGUUUUCACGUCACUAAUUUAUGUCUGACGAUAUUCAAACAGCAUUAAGGAGCGCCGCUCCUUUCCUCGUGCUGACAUUGGCUGAUUCAGAACUGUUUUUUUGGGUUUUUUUCUGAAUUGUUUUUGAGGCGCAUUAACCUGUUAGCACACGGACCACGUCACCAACGAGCCGACAGCGAAGCCGCAGCCAACUUUUCUCGGCUUUUAUUAAAAGCAAUGGACUGACAUUGCAAAGUGGACGCUGUCAGGAUUGACGCUCCUGUCACACUCUUGGAAAACUCAUUCAACUUUGAAACAGUUCACGUAAGCACACACUCUGUAGCUUUUCUACUUAACUAGAUUUAAUUAUUUAUUCUGUAUAUUUUGUAUAUACCUAUGUUCCAUUAUAUCUUUGUUUUUUUUUGUGUGCCUUCAGUGCUGUACAGAAUAUAAACAGAAGUUGUAACUGAUAAACAGGAAAUAAAGAGUUGCAAUAUUACAAAAAA